This is a messenger RNA of Impatiens glandulifera, 2897 nucleotides long. RefSeq lists its product as uncharacterized. Gene Ontology annotation, molecular function: RNA nuclease activity. Gene Ontology annotation, biological process: regulation of gene expression. The record is from RefSeq and is a predicted model, not a curated record. The transcript is spliced from 3 exons. Gene Ontology annotation, cellular component: peroxisome. NCBI's taxonomy places the organism in Eukaryota, Viridiplantae, Streptophyta, Magnoliopsida, Ericales, Balsaminaceae. The coding region runs from base 162 to 2768 and encodes 868 amino acids.
AAAAAAAAAAAAAUGUAUUCAAUGUCUAGAGAUUCCACUUUAGGGUUUUGAGAAGGGUUUUAGCUUCUUCUUCUUCACCGACCUGCAGAUUCUAAAUGACGAUGAGCUCCUCUUUUAUCUCAACAGAUCCAGGGCGUUUCUGAAAAAUCAUCGUCUGCAUCAUGAAACCCUUUACUGCAAGAACCAUUUUUAUCUUCUCUUCCCGCUCUUUCUCAAUCAACCCAUUUCCCAUAGCUGAAUCCAACCUCUAUGGUCGUCUCCAGCUCUCUCAUUUCUCUUCCUCUUCCUCAAAUUCCGUAGCUUUUCGACGGCACGAAGAAGAGAGCAGAAAUGUCAGGGUUUCAGUAUGGUGGGACUUCGAGAACUGCUCGCCUUCCGCCGGCGGGAACAUCUUCAAGAUCGCUCAAAACAUUACCUCCGCAGUUAGGGCCAGUGGAAUCAAAGGACCGAUUCAGAUUACCGCUUUUGGUGAUAUGAUGCAGCUAUCGAGGACUAACCAGGAAGCACUUUCCGCUACUGGAAUUAACCUCACCCACAUUCCUCACGGAGGAAAGAACAGUGCAGAUAGGUCUCUUCUUGUAGAUCUAAUGUAUUGGGUUUCUCAAAACCCUCCUCCAUCACAUCUGUUCUUAAUUUCCGGCGAUAGAGAUUUUGCCAACACUUUACAUAGGUUAAGAAUGAACAAUUACAAUAUCCUCUUAGCUAGCCCAGAAAAUUCUCCUGGUGUUCUUUGUAGUGCAGCAAGUAUUAUGUGGAAUUGGAAUUCCAUUGUUAAAGGUGAUAAUCUUACUGGAAAAUACUUCAAUCAACCCCCAGAUGGUCCAUAUGGUUCUUGGUAUGGAUAUUAUAAGUUCCCUCUUGAAGAUCCAUUUGCAGUUAAUCAACAAUCAUCUUCACCUUCACCUUCACCUUCCACACAAUCAGAAGAAUCGUCAGAUUCUUGUCAAGAGCAGAAGCUCCGUCCAGUACCGAAAGCUGUUGCAAAGCAGGUUCGUCGGAUAUUACGUGGCUAUCCGAAGGGAAUACCCAUUACUGACCUUCGGGCAGAAUUGAGUAAAUCCGAGGUUCCCUUAGACAAGGACUUGUAUGGUUAUAAGAAGUUUUCUAGGUUUCUUUUGUCAUUGCCACACAUAAAGCUUUCUGGUAGUGAUGGCUGUUUUUAUGUGCAUAUUCCUCAAAAGGUUUGUGAACCUGCUGAAGGGCCUUCGUUGAGUAACUCCGAUGAUUUAAAUCUUUCUGUAUCCAAAGGGGAUGAUAAAGAUAACAAAUUGUCUAUUUCUCCGAAUGUUCCAACGAAUGAAAAAAAAUUGCAGAUAGAACAAAAAGAGGUUGAACCGACUAAAGAAGAAGGUGAUAAUAAAUUAGAUAUGAAAGUGGAAAGCAAUUGUCAGUCUGAACUGCAGGUUGUAAAGAAGUUAGGCAAUAGUCUUGAAGGAAAUAGUGCGAAUUCAACUGCCGAGGAGACGAAUGUUAGAUCAGUGAAUCAGGAUAUUGCUGCUCGGCUAGUCCCUGCUUCAUCUUCUUUGUCCGACAAUGGAGAAGCUAAGGAUGAGAAGGUUUCUGAGCCCGGUUUCUUCAAGAAGUUCACAGACUGGUUUAUGUUUUGGAGAACUGACUCUAGCACUGAUAUACUGAAUGAAGAUUCUUGCAAGACUCCAAAGAAGGCUUCUGUUGAUGAUGAUCAAGUGAAAAGCAAAACAUUCUCCAAUGAUACUUUCUGGACUGAAAUGGAAAGAUUUCUGGAUACAUCUCAUGGCUCAGACAUUGUUUUACUUUCAAAGAGCAGGGAAGAAUUUGCAGAAAACCUUAAGAAAGAAGGCCCAUCAAUUCUUAACUCUUUGUCUACAAGUGAUCUUCUUCAUCUAUUGCACCUGAUAAUAACAGAAAAGAAAUGGGUCCAAGAGUGCAUUUCUCAACCGUAUCCUUUCAAGCUCGUUAAACCCAUCAAGACUCCUUCUCAAAACACUUCUAGUUCAAACGGGCUGAGUUUGAUGUUCAUGAGCCCACCGAAGGAAUCAGAGUCAGACAAUCCAAAGCCCUUGGAAAAAUCCAGAAACGAUGUGUUAGCAGAUUGUCAGAAGCUCGCGGAUGAGAUCGUGAAUGGAUACCCAGAUGGAUUCCAAAUGGGCUCAUUCCGGAAAUUCUUUAUUCAUCGAUUUGGAUAUCCACUGGAUUUUCAAAAACUCGGUUAUCAGAAUCUGGUGACAUUGCUUCAGAUAAUGCCUGGAAUAAAAGUCGAAUCCAAUGUUAUUUAUCCUUUAAAUAAAAGAAAUACAAACGGUAAAUUAUCAGAUUCAUUAAGGAAGGAUGGUAAUGAUAUUGAUUCACAAUGGGAGGAGCUCGGUCCUGUAGCCGCCAAAGACAGUCAGACAACUGACGAUUACGACAGCUUGGCAGUAGAAGAACUUAUUUCGGAUGAUUCCGAGGAAGAAACAACAUCUUCAUCUUUAGUGGAAUCGUCGGAGAAGUCAGGUAAUAGUCUAAAUAAGGAAGAUAGCUCGCUGAUAAAAAUACUCGAUUCUUGGUAUUCUAAGAAUGGUGACGACGGAAAGGGUGGUGGAGCUGAAAGCCUUGGAAAUGUUGAUGGUAGUACGAAAGAUUCGCCAGCCCUCACAUUUUUGGGAGGAAAUAGUAGUGGAAGGAAGCAAAGGCUGACGAAGACUUACUCUUUUGUUUCGGAGAAGGAAGAAUCUGGUAGUAGGGAUAAGCUUAUUGAUGGGAUAUUGGGAAGCUUGAAGAAAUCAGGUGAAUCUAGAAUCCAUAGCUGAUAGUUUUGAUGAACUCCCUUUUUUCGAGUUUAGGGUUUUGGAAACGCGAUGAUGCCACCCACUUAAAUAAAUGUAUUUUCAAUGAGAAUCGGAUUUGAGAUCAUUUCAGGUAUUACUUGAGCAUCUACA